AUGAUUCAGCUAAUAGCACCAUGUCCCUCUUCAUGUGUGGUGUGCUCUGAAGAGAUUACUCUGUGUCAAGGAUUAACGUAUAUACUAGCUGCCCCAGCAUCUACAAAAGCUUUGAUUUUUACUGAUGGAAAUAUCACUUCAGUAGAAGGCUUUAACUUGUCUUUCUUGUUAAAUGCAACUUUACUUACACUUAGUAACAAUGGAAUUGCAACAAUUAGAGAUGAUGCUUUUCUUGGACUUAGAACACUGAAGACCUUGCAGCUGGACCAGAACCAAAUAUUAAGCUCUUCUAUAACAUACAGCACAUUUCAUGAACUUCAAAAACUGCAAGUAUUGGUGCUCAGCAACAAUAUUUUGAGCAGCAUUCAUGGUACCUGGUUCAAGAACAUGAAUGAGCUUAUUAGACUCCAUUUAAAUGGGAAUCAGCUCACUAGCGUCACAGGUGAAAGCUUUGGAAUGGCAAACCUUGGCAAACUCAGUAGCCUGGAUUUAUCAAAUAACUUCAUUACUUCCAUUGAGAAGAAUGCCUUUCAAGGUCUCAUCCAGUUGGUGGAAAUGGAUCUUUCUAGAAACAGGAUGACCCUUAUUUUUGACACAUUUUCCUCACUGGCUCAUUUAAGUCUUCUAAGUUUAGACCAGAAUCAGUGGAACUGCACGUGCCAACUUUAUGAUCUAGCCUCUUUCCUAAGGAAAUAUGUGAACUCAUCCGGAACACUAAAAAAUGCUGAGAACACGAGGUGCAGAACUUCUGAAAACCCGUCAGUGAUCAAUCUGCUUGAACUCACAGAGGUCAACUGUAAGUCAUCACUUAAACGUCUCCCUGGUAAUAUAAAAAACAGGAGGAGGAACUACAGGAGAGACAUUGCCCUUGUAGCUGUUUUUUCCUUUCUAGGAGGUGUUGGUCUCACUUGCCUAGUUUUAGCCCUCUUUAACAGGAAACUUCAACACGGCAAAGCAAAUGAACACACAUCAGAAAACUGCUGUUGCAGAACCUUAGAUGAAUCCCAGUGUGGUCAUGAGCCAAGAAAUUACCUCACUAAGGGAUACUGUAACUGCCACUUAACUCGGGAAAAUGAAAUAAAGGUCAUGUCCAUGUUGGGGUCUGGCAGGGAAAUGCCACUUUUACAGGAAAAUAGCCAUCAAGAAACAGUAAAGGCAGAGUCUAAGGGCACAGGCCUAAAAAUGCCACUCAGAAACAUUCAAAAGGAGAAUGAACAGAUGAAAAAUGACCAUUUCUUGUGCCUUAACUGUAGACUGCUACAGUCUUAUCCUCAAGAGUCUUCUUGGAAUAUUGAUGUGCCUAAUGAGGAAGAUGUAUCACCCCAAAAGCAUUUCCAAAGAAGAAUCAGAAGCCCAGACAAUGUUGGGCAGCGGGAGGAAGAUUCACAAGCUAGACAAUUAGAGGACUUUUCAAAACUGAAUAAAGGAAUCAAAAGUGACAUAUUUUGCAGAAGAUGUGCAAAAGGGAAGCUUGGAAACCAGUCAGCAAAUGAGUUGUGGCAAUCUCUAUCUAAAACUGAGGACACCAACUGCUUAAAGUCUCACAGGCAAAGGCAUUUUAUUACAGACUUGUCAUUGGCACCCAACUUAACAGAAGAUUCAGAGGAACAUUGUGUACAAGCUGCAUUAGAAAGUCAUAGAUCACACUGGAAUGAUCAAUGUGGAUCGCAAGAAAGAAGCAAAAAUAUUUCUCCACAGUUAGACAACUUUCUUAUCUGUAAAUGCAUAGAUGGUGAAAAAAAUCACAACCACCCAACAGAAAAGAAACAGAACUCUGGCAAAAAUUUUAAGUUGGAAAAAGAACAGAGUGCACUUGAGAGUGGAAAUGCAGGGGAUUGCUGUAUGAGUGAUGACGAAAUGCCAUUCCCCUUAAUAGUCAAGAGACCAUAUCAGCCCAAGAGUGUUAGCUUUUAUGUACCUAACCUGGGAACUCCAAAGAGAGAAGAUGUAACAAUGAGUGGCUCAAGUGAGGUGACAGCCCCUAAGAAAAGUGAUUCAGAAGGAAAAGGUAAAGAAAGAAAACUAUCUCUCAUCUCUGCAUGUCCAGGGGGGAAAGAAAAAGAAUUCAAUGAGAAACAUAAAAUAAAAGCUAAAAACCAGGAGUCUCUAAUGGUGAAAUUAAAUUUACAUCCCUUUCAAAAAGCUAGAGUUCAUCCUGCAAAAGGAAACACAGAGCAAAACCAGCCUAGUCAACACAGAAGUUUAACUGAAGCCCAUCAGAAACUAUUGCAUUCUUCCAAGAAGGAAGCAAUUAAAAGAAAAAGAAAAGCAAAACCAGAGUUAUCUGUGGCUCCUCAAGAGACAUUAAACAGCAGAAAAAAGGUGAUUUCCUCUAGACCAAAUAUCAACCAACCGCCUGAAGAAAAUGGCAAUAACACAGCUACAUGUAUCUCUUGUCCUUCAAAGACUAAUUCUGCCAUCAGAAUUAUUGAAGACAGCUCACCAGCAAGUCAUUUACAAGCUCCAAAGUACAUCAGCAACUCACAUUCACCAAACGGAACUCCAAGGAUGACUGUUUCCAUGACUGCUCUUUCAUCUGACAACAGUAUUUCACAGAGUACAGCAACUGAUAUUCCCGCUAUAUUAGUGAGUUCUGAAGCACUUAAGGAAGAUACUCCAGAUACUUCACUUUUGUCCUUUCAUCAAAAACCUCUCGUGACUUCCACAAAUCUUCAAAUGCCAGAUGGACUGAUUGGAACUAACAACAUGGAAAAAUAUGGACCAAAAAGAGCUGAUGAAAAUCCAGAAAGCAACAAUGGGUUGUCUAGAACGUUUGUGCCAGAUGCACUGAUAGCCUCAGUGGUUCUGAAAGAGGAAAGUGUACAAACAGGGGAGGAGUGGCCACAUAACAAAAGCGAAAUAUUUCAGAAAAGUAUGGUCAAAGUGUCUGUACUCUCUAACAUAACAAGUUUCUCUAGUAAUCCUGAAAUGGGAAACAUGGCUCUGGACAGGAAUGUCAGUUUUGAAAUGAACAAUGAUGUGCAUAUGAAUGAGAGUGACAUGAAAGAAGCUCCAAACAAUCAAUCUGAUGAAGGUAGCAGGGAACAUAAAGACGGUAAAAUGCCACCAGAGCCAUCUUUGUUAUCAGAAUGUAAAGUUGUCAGUUAUGGUGAAGAAGCUGAACAGUCUUUAAUUCCUUGCAGUACAAAUAAAGCUGAAAUCUCUGUCCUCAAACCGACACUGUCUUCUACUUCUGCUGAUUAUGAUAAAAAAUCACCUUUACAGAUGGAACAAAGCAAAACAAGUUUUUCAAAUAAUAAUUAUCCUUCUUUACUUUGCUAUAAAGACAAAAAACCAUUUUCUAUAUGA
Heteronotia binoei (common prickly gecko) is the source of this 3309-nucleotide messenger RNA. It is a transcript of the gene LRRC53, whose product is annotated as leucine rich repeat containing 53. Lineage: Eukaryota; Metazoa; Chordata; Lepidosauria; Squamata; Gekkonidae. The transcript has 4 exons. Gene Ontology annotation, molecular function: protein binding. The record is from RefSeq and is a predicted model, not a curated record. Bases 1 to 3309 code for a protein of 1102 amino acids.